Messenger RNA from Malaya genurostris, 591 nucleotides. RefSeq names its product ubiquitin-like FUBI-ribosomal protein eS30 fusion protein (gene RpS30). The record is from RefSeq and is a predicted model, not a curated record. NCBI's taxonomy places the organism in Eukaryota, Metazoa, Arthropoda, Insecta, Diptera, Culicidae. The coding region runs from base 72 to 470 and encodes 132 amino acids. Gene Ontology annotation, biological process: translation. Gene Ontology annotation, molecular function: structural constituent of ribosome; protein binding. The transcript is spliced from 3 exons. Gene Ontology annotation, cellular component: cytosolic small ribosomal subunit; ribosome.
AAUCCACUUCCGUUGAGCGCUGUCAAACGACCAUCUUUCUUUUUUGAUUCGUACUGUGCAAGAAAAGCGAAAUGCAGUUGCAUAUUCGAGGAUUGAAUACUCACGUCCUGGACGUGCAGCCCCAGGAAACAAUCAGCGAUAUCAAGAGCAAAAUCGCUGCACUAGAAAACAUUAACGAUGCCGACCAGUUGGUGCUGUCCUGCGAAGGAACCAUCCUGGCUAGCGAUUCCGCCGUUGCCAGCCUAGCUUCGAUCGAACUGGACCUGACUGUUUCGUUGCUCGGUGGUAAAGUGCACGGUUCACUGGCCCGUGCCGGUAAGGUAAAGGGACAGACCCCGAAGGUCGAAAAGAAGGAAAAGAAAAAGAAGCGCACUGGCCGUGCCAAGCGCCGCAUUCAGUAUAACCGCAACUUCAGUAAUGCGGUACAGGCCUUCGGACGACGACGUGGACCGAACGCGAACUCGACGUAAACCAUGCGUGGCUGAGGCUGUUUUGUUUUAUGGUUGAGUUGGGCUAAUGUAAGCGCGGAUGGUCGCUUUCCUGUACGCAAGAAAAAAAAUGAAUUUCGAUUCUUUAAUUAUUAGGACCUAA